AUGAGGACUGUGGGAGAGUUGGGGUGGGGUGGGGUCAGACGGCCCCCGAAGUUCAGAGGGCUCCUGGCGGGUGAGCCAGCCCCUCUCGGGUUCUUUGUGCCUCUCCAGCUCGGCAGUGCAGCGGGCAAGGCAGGUGCCGUGGCCCUGACCGAAGGGGUGGGUGAUGAGGUGACCAUCCUUUUCGCGGUGCGUGCCUGCCUUCCGGUGCUGGCUCUCGCCUGUGCCUCAACACACACUGCCGAGGGCGCUGACCCGCUGCCCCAGCCGUCAGGGACCCCGACACCGACACAGCCCAGAGGAGCCAUGGCAGUCACCAACAGCAUCGGAGGGGAGGCCCCAGGAGCCGAGACCCCCAGCCUGAGAUGCAGAGGUCAGGCUGCACAGCCAGAGCCUGGCGUGGGGCUCCCAGCAACGCCGCCGCCUCCAGAGCCUCCCCAGGAGCCCCUAGUACUUCGGCUGAAAUUCCUCAACGAUUCAGAGCAGGUGGCCAGGGCCUGGCCCCAUGACACCAUCGGCUCCCUGAAAAGGACCCAAUUUCCUGGCCGGGAACAGCAUGUGCGACUCAUCUACGAAGGGCAGCUGUUAGAAGACGACACCCAGACCCUGGGCAGCCUUCACCUCCCUCCUAACUGCAUUCUCCAUUGCCACGUGCUCACUCGGGAGGGUCCCCCACACCCACCCUGCCCACCGGGGUCAGAGCCAGUGCCCUCUGGGCUGGCCGCAGGUGGCCAGCUGCUGCUGCUCUGGGACUGCCAGAUCCAGUACCGGCCCUUCUUUCCCCAGACCGCCACUCUGGGUCUGGCCGGCUUCACCCUGCUCAGUCUUCUGGCCUUUGCCGUGUUCCGCCCGUAG
Molecule: messenger RNA, 852 nt
Organism: Lagenorhynchus albirostris (white-beaked dolphin)
Lineage: Eukaryota; Metazoa; Chordata; Mammalia; Artiodactyla; Delphinidae
Product: transmembrane and ubiquitin-like domain-containing protein 1
Molecular function (GO): protein binding
Source: RefSeq, a predicted model, not a curated record